UCUUUUUCUAUAUAUUAAAUAUCGGUCUUGAAGAUACUUUUUUUAGAAAAAAUAAAAUAUUUUAUUGUAAAUAGAAAAAAAAUAUGGAUUCUUGGGAAAAUUCAGAUCUAUAUGAAUUAUUAGGUAUAGAGAAAACAGCUUCUAUUCAAGAGAUCAAGAAAGCAUAUCGUAAAAAAGCUCUGUAUUGUCAUCCUGACAAAAAUCCAAAUAAUCCAAAAGCAAAUGAAUUAUUUCAUAAAUUGUCACAAGCAUUAGAAAUUCUUAGUGAUGUAUCUGCUCGGGCAGCUUACGAUAAAGUUAUUAAUGCAAAGCAUCAAGCAAAAUUACGUGCUAAAGAAUUUGAUUCAAAACGUAAGAAAUUGAAAGAAGAUUUAGAAACACGAGAAAAUGCUUAUAAAAUAGAUUCUGAUAUUAGAAGAGAUAAAAAUAAAUUACAGAUUGAAAUAGAAAGAUUACAAAAGGAAGGAUCGAAACAAGUAGAGGAAGAAAUAGCAUUUAUGAAAAAAUAUUUUGAAGAACGAUCAAAGACAUUUCAUAAGGAAUCAGAAAUUGAUACUAGUUCUUAUAAAUUAAAAGUGAAAUGGAAAUCUCGUAAAAGUCAAUCUAAUAAUAAUGAAUAUGAUUAUGAUACAUUGUAUCAAAUAUUUUCGAAGUAUGGAAACAUAACUGCUCUUAUUAUCUCUUCCACUAAAGAAGGCAGAGCAUUAAUAGAAUAUAGAGAAAAAAAUGAAGCAGAAAUGGCUUUAAAUGAACUUGGUUUAGCACAAAAUCCAUUGAAACUUCAAAAAUUAUGGGAUGAACAAAAAAAAUCAAAUAUUUUUAAUACAAGCACUGUUUACAAUGAUAUUACACAACAUACGGUAAAUCAAAACAUGUCAGAUAUUGAAUUUGAACAUUCUGUAUUGAAUAAUUUAAAAAAAGCUGAAGAAAGGAAAAGAUCUCUGAAAAAAUUGAAUGUAACAGAAAGCAUUUGAUUAAAGCUUUUGUAAGCAUUUAAUCCAAUAUAUUAAUUAUUUUAAAUUAUUAAGCUGCAUUUUUCUAUAAAUAUCGAAAGUGUAUUGGUAUAUACAAAUUAAAAGAUAUUGUAGUUUAUUCAUUAUUAUAUUAUAUUAAUUUGUAAAUA
Molecule: messenger RNA, 1123 nt
Organism: Apis laboriosa (Himalayan honeybee)
Lineage: Eukaryota; Metazoa; Arthropoda; Insecta; Hymenoptera; Apidae
Product: dnaJ homolog subfamily C member 17
Exons: 7
Coding region: 84-974 (296 amino acids)
Biological process (GO): spliceosomal complex disassembly
Cellular component (GO): spliceosomal complex
Molecular function (GO): RNA binding
Source: RefSeq, a predicted model, not a curated record